ACGUUUCGAAGACCUCUCGCUGCAAAAGCCGAUCGCGCCUGUAGUGGCUGCUCUGGUGCUCUAUUUCAUACGCGAUAGAUAUAACCCCGUGAUAGCCCACGUCAUACUUACUGGUCUGGUCUCAUCACCGCAGUAAAAAGUACUAGAGCAUACAAAUGAGCAUAAGGCAGUAAAAAAAAAGAAUACGCAGAUAAUAUUUCGGAACGCACGCCAACUGUCAGACAGAAAAUGACAGAAGACAGACGGACAUUGACUGACAGACAGAAGUCACUCGAAUACACAAGCGAUUAUUUGAUUUAUUUAUAUUUACAAUUACACCAAAACAAAUUAGCUACUUACAUUAUCGAAUUUGUAUCACUUCUGAUCUCUACUAUUAAGGAUAUUUUUUCGCUGGUUAAGAUUUACACUGUGAUGCUUGUGAUGUGUAACUAAAUACUAUUAUUCCGCACUUAAAUACAUACAUCUAUAGAACUUACGAGAGUGGAUCGGGGCCGACGAGGGUGGCGCUACCGCCGGCAAGCACGGCGUCCACGAUGUGGGACUCGUCGGCUUUCCUGGGCGCCUUGACGCCUAAGUUCUACGUUGCCCUGACGGGCACGUCGUCGCUGAUCUCUGGGCUGAUCCUGAUCUUCGAGUGGUGGUACUUCCGCAAAUAUGGCACGUCGUUCAUCGAGCAGGUGUCGCUGACGCACCUGGGCCCGUGGCUGGGCGGCGGCGGCGGCGGCGACGCGGACGCGGCCGACUGCAAGGUGUGGCGCAACCCGCUGUCGCUGCUGCGCGGGGCGGAGUACGGGCGCCUGUGGUCGGCGGCCCGCCGCGCGCCGCUCACCUACUACGACAUGAACCUGUCGGCGCAGGAGCACCAGGCCUGGUUCGGCUGUGGCGCUGAGGGCCCGGCCGAGGAGGCCAUGGCGCGCGCGUGGCGCGAGCGCGAGCCCGGCGCCCGCGUCGCCGCCGCCCGCGCCGCGCUCGCGCUGCGGGCCGACUGCGCCGCCGCGCUGCUGCUGCUGGCCGAGGAGGACGCGCCCACCGUGCACGAGGCGGAGCGCGUGCUGCGCCGCGCCUGGCGCGCCGCCGAGCCGCGCAGCGUCGGCCGCGCGGCGCGCCGCAGGACGCGGCGCGACGCGGCCGUGCUGGCGCACGUCAAGCGCCGCGCGGCGAUGUGUGCGCGGCGCCUGGGCCGGCUCCGCGACGCCGCGCGGCUGUUCCGCGAGCUCGCGCGCGACGCGCCGCCCGCGCUGCACGCGCUGGCGCUGCACGAGAACCUCAUCGAGGUGCUGCUCGAGCAGAAGGCCUACGCCGACGUGCAGGCGGUGCUGGCGCGCUACGACGACGUGGGGCUGCCGCGCUCCGCGUGCGUGUGCUACACCGCCGCGCUGCUGCGCGCCCGCGCCGCCGCCGCCGCGCCGCGCGCGCACGAGCUCGCCGCGCUCGACGCCGCGCGCCGCGCCAUCGAGUUCAACCCGCACGUGCCCGAGUACCUGCUGGAGCUGCGCCCGCUCACGCUGCCGCCCGAGCACGUGCUGCGGCGCGGCGACAGCGAGGCGCUGGCCUACGCCUUCUUCCACCUGCGGCACUGGCGCGCCUGCCCCGACGCGCUGCGCGUGCUGGCGGCGGCGUGGGCGGGCGCGUCGCGGCGCGGCGCCGCGCCCGCCUGCGCCGACCGCGAGCUGCUGCCGGCGCACCACGCGCUGUCGGUGUUCCCGCGGCGGCGCGCGGCGCUGCUGCCGCUGGCGGCGGCGCUGUGCGCGCUGACGGCGCUGCUGGCGCUGCUGGCGCACCGCUGGCCGGCGCAGGCGCACGCGCUGGCCCGCGCCGCCGCCGCCGGCCUCGACCCGCGCCGCCUGCACGCGCUGCUCGCCGCCGUCUGACCGCCUACUGACCGCCCUCACACCGCACUCAUGCAAUAAACUAGUACUGCCCGACUCUGGCCUAUCCUUGUUAUCGACGAUCAAUAAACCCAUCAGUCUCACUGUUACUCGUAUAUACCUUUAUCUGUAUACCGUAAUUGUAGUUGUUAUUGCUCUAACUAAGGUAUAGCAGUGGAACAUGAACUAAUUGAAUAUUUAUCCUUACAGAAGGUAAAGCUAUUUCAGCUCUUAUCUUACUGCAAUAUUAUAUGUACCUACAAGCAAAUGAAGCGACCAAAACAUGCGUUCAUUGUGCAUGCAUUGCGCACUGAUGAUUGCCUAUCUAUCAUCCAUAACCCCGUUAAGCUUUGGUUUUUUCCUAGGAAAGCGGUGCCGUCAUAUAGCGGCCAUAAUACAGCGGUAAAAGACGUCACCAGAACGUUGUCUAUGUAAACAAAAUGGGGCGGUUUCCUAGAGAGCGGUAACCGACACCGUAACUUCAAAAAGCGGUGCCGCCAUUUGCAUGACGGCCGUCUUGACGGUGUCAGAUAGUUUGGUGAACGUUUUAUUGAAAGCGGUGAAGCUUUAUUAAUACGUAUUUGUGGUUUUUUUUUUCGGAACAACGUCAAAAUUUUGAUACAACUCUUGGAGCAGCGAGGACGACGAAAUUUUAAUAGAUUUGGUUCGUAACCACGAAGCAAUUCUAUAAUAUAAAAAGUAAAGAUUAUAGAAAAAGUCAACUAAAACAGAAUUGGUGUUGUGAAAUUUGAGAAAUAUUAAAUAAAACAGGUUAGUAAGUAUGAUACAACUAACAAAAAGUUCAUGACGGUGUGUUAAAACGGCCGUGGAACUUUCCACAUGUCAUCACCGUAAAGACGACCGUGUAUUUGCGUUCGUAAUAUGACGGCCGCUAUAUGACGGCACCGCUUUCCUAGGAAACCCAAGCUUUACCCGGGAAACUGGACUGGCAGUUUUCUGACUACCCGUAAUGAGUACGCAUACAUUCUGCUAAUGUUCAUAGGAAUGAACAAUGUUGUAUGAAGACGCAUAAGCGUCCGUUCAGCUCUCCACGUCAAAUCAACUUUCGCAAUGAGCAACUAUCUAUAUACGAGGAUAACUUUAGAUAGUAUUAUUCGAGUGCUUAAUUAAUGAAGAAAAAACAUACGCACACACAGCAUUUGUAAUACUGGGCGCACUGCGCAGCGGUCGUAGUCAUUACUAUAUCUACGGUAGGCACAUACUUAUGGAGGUACAAUGUAGGUAGGUACUCGAUUGUAGUAAAAACUUCAUAAGUAGGUACUACUUCAUAAUACGAAUAAAAAUAUUAUAGUGAGAUCUCAAUAAAUUUUCUUGCAUGCA
This is a messenger RNA of Helicoverpa armigera (cotton bollworm), 3209 nucleotides long. RefSeq names its product protein ST7 homolog. NCBI's taxonomy places the organism in Eukaryota, Metazoa, Arthropoda, Insecta, Lepidoptera, Noctuidae. The record is from RefSeq and is a predicted model, not a curated record.